UGUGAGUCGACGACCCUCCUUGGGUUGGUUAUGAUACUUAAGUGCUAAUUCAACAGCUUGCAAUAAUAGCAUAGGUUCCGUCGCUCUCUAGCCUUCACUUCUGUCAUGUCUUCAACUUCUCCUUCUCUGCGUAAGAGGGGCGGGAAAAAGGAGGCUUCUUUGCGCCCCGAUGAUGUCUCCUCCCCCUCCUUGAGGAAGUCGACCGUUGUCCGCAAGCCAUACUCAGAAUGGGACUAUAAGCUGGCCUUAGCCGUUUUGACCGUGUUGGCUUUCAUUACCCGAUUUUACAAAAUCUCCUAUCCCGAUGAAGUCGUGUUCGAUGAGGUCCAUUUCGGAAAGUUUGCUUCCUAUUACCUGCAGCGCACGUAUUUCUUCGAUGUUCAUCCUCCUUUCGGAAAGCUUCUUUUUGCGUUUAUGGGCUGGUUGGUUGGAUACGAUGGCCAUUUUCUGUUUGAGAAUAUUGGUGACUCGUACAUCACCAACAGGGUGCCCUACAUCGCCCUCCGUGGAAUGCCUGCGACUUUCGGCGCCCUGACCGUUUCUGUUGUGUUCCUCAUUAUGUGGGAAUCUGGAUAUUCAUUGCCGGCGUGCAUCCUGUCUGCCGGGCUACUUCUGCUUGACAAUGCGCAUAUUGGCGAAACGAGACUUAUCCUGCUGGAUGCCACCUUGGUGUUGUCAAUGGCGUUGAGUGUCCUUUGCUAUAUCCGUUUCUACAAACUGAGACACGAUCCAUUUGGUCGCAAGUGGUGGAAAUGGCUUCUCUUAACUGGUGUUUCGCUGAGCUGUGUCAUCUCGACGAAAUAUGUGGGCACGUUUACCUUCGUCACCAUCGGUAUCGCUGUCCUAAUUGAUCUGUGGAAUCUUCUCGAUAUCAACCGCCAUGGGGGGGCUCUCAGCAUGGUACGAUGGGGCCAGCAUUUUCUCGCCCGCUUGUUCGCCCUUAUUAUCGUACCUUUCUUCUUUUAUCUCUUCUGGUUCCAGGUUCAUUUUGCCGUCCUCACCCGAUCCGGCCCGGGUGAUGAUUUCAUGACCCCGGAGUUUCAAGAGACCCUUAGCGACAACCCGUUGUCUGCCCAGUCCGUUGGCAUUCAGUACUAUGACACCAUUACAAUUCGGCAUAAGGAUACCAAGGUCUUUCUCCACAGCCAUUGGGACAAGUAUCCUUUGCGCUAUGAUGACGGACGCAUUUCUAGUCAGGGGCAACAGGUUACCGGAUAUCCCUUCAAUGAUACGAACAACCACUGGCAAAUCUUGCCCUCUGUCCCCUUGCCAGAAGGUGAAACGGAAGGUCACAGUGUGAAAAAUGGGGACAUUGUUCAGCUUCGCCAUCUGGGCACUGACACUAUUCUCCUGACUCACGACGUUGCUUCUCCAUACUAUCCAACCAACCAAGAGUUCACUACUGUUUCUCAUGAACAAGGCGAUGGCGACCGACACAACGAUACCUUAUUCGAAAUCAAGAUCGAAAACGGCAAGCCGGAUCAAGAAUUUCGAACUCUCUCCAGUCAUUUUAAACUCAUACACGUUCCAACUAGAGUGGCCAUGUGGACGCAUACCAAACCUCUGCCGGAGUGGGGAUUUAAACAGGCUGAGAUCAAUGGAAACAAGAACCUACAGCAGUCUAGCAACCUGUGGUUCGUAGAUACGAUUGAAUCGUUGCCAGAGGACAGCCCUCGCGAACAAAAGGAAGAGCGGGCUGUUAAGCAGCUAUCCUUUUUGCGGAAGUAUCUCGAGCUCCAGCGAGCCAUGUUCUACCACAACAAUGCCCUGACUAGCAGCCAUCCGUAUGCAAGUGAACCCUUCCAGUGGCCUUUCCUCCUGCGUGGUGUCAGCUUUUGGACCAAGAAUGAUACGCGGGAGCAGAUCUAUUUCCUCGGCAACCCGAUUGGAUGGUGGAUCGCCAGUAGUCUCCUGGCAGUGUUCGCGGGCAUCAUCGGUGCUGACCAGUUAUCUCUGAGACGAGGUAUUGAUGCGGUCGAAGAAAUUUGGGGCCCUGGAUCCCGUUCGCGUCUAUACAACAGCACAGGAUUUCUCUUCAUCUGCUGGGCCGCUCAUUACUUCCCCUUCUGGCUCAUGGGCCGUCAGCGUUUUUUGCACCACUAUCUCCCGGCGCACCUAGCGUCUGUCCUGGUAGCGGGCGCACUAGUUGAGUUCAUUUUCAAUAUCGAUCCUGUCCACAAUAGAGUCCCGGCGGUGGAAGUUACCGAAGAGGACCCUUCCGGCAAGUCCAAGGCCGCAAUCCCGUAUGGGAAGUACCAUUUUGUUGCCGCACGGGAAAGGUUGGGCCGCCAGUCAUACAUUGCAAUUUGGCUUGCUACGAUUAUCCUUAUGGCAGCUACGUUCUGGAGUUUCUAUGUCUUUGCGCCCUUGACGUAUGGUACGCCAGGUUUGGACGUGGAACAGGUCAAUUCGCGGAAGUGGCUUAACUAUGAUUUGCAUUUCGCCAAGUAGAUAUGCGGAUAAUGCAUCGUGCGAUAUGUGUGUCAUUAGAAGGGCUUUUUAGCUUUUGGCCCCGCCGUUCUGUUGACAGUUGGGUUGGUCCUCUUUUUUUUUUUUUUCUCCCCUUUUUUUUUUCUUCAGCGAAAAGGGCGUCAUCGUAUUCUUAAUAUUCAUACUAUAUAGUGGCGCACUUUUGGAUUACCGAGACAAUAUCAUUCUCAGAACCAAAACGGGGUUUUUGCCCCAUGUACUGGAAUCGCAAUGGCAUCCGUUGGACCUA
Molecule: messenger RNA, 2719 nt
Organism: Monascus purpureus
Lineage: Eukaryota; Fungi; Ascomycota; Eurotiomycetes; Eurotiales; Aspergillaceae
Source: the annotation of a GenBank genome assembly